Molecule: messenger RNA, 2709 nt
Organism: Verticillium alfalfae VaMs.102
Lineage: Eukaryota; Fungi; Ascomycota; Sordariomycetes; Glomerellales; Plectosphaerellaceae
Product: beta-glucosidase
Exons: 3
Coding region: 1-2709 (902 amino acids)
Biological process (GO): glucan catabolic process
Molecular function (GO): beta-glucosidase activity
Source: RefSeq, a predicted model, not a curated record
AUGGACGCCAGCCAGAAGCGAUUGCUCGAUGAAGACGAGGCCAAGCUUCGUCGUUCUCAUGAUGGAUACGACUCGGAGUCAGAUAUUGACGUCACGGAACACCUUGCACAGAAGUCCGGGUUUGACUCCAAAGACCAACCCAAGCCUGCGUUCCUGGGGGGCGACCGGCCAGGCAUACUCUCCUCGUGGAAGAGACCUUUCAAGGGUCGCUCAAGAUGUUGCAUCAUCUUCGCGAGCAUCAUCUUCACCCUCUGGACUGUUCUCAGCGCCGGAGGCGCCGUCGUCUACCACAAGUACACGGGCGCGCCGCCCCUUGGUCAGUCGCCCCCUUGGUACCCAACACCCCUAGGUGGCACCGCCAAAUCGUGGGCCGAAAGCUACAAAAAGGCUGCCGAUCUGGUCUCCAAGAUGACCCUGCCCGAGAAGGUCAACAUCACGACCGGCACUGGCUGGCGCAUGGGCCUUGCUGUCGGCACCACCGGACCGGCCACCAACGUCGGCUUCCCCCAGCUGCAGCUGCAAGACGGCCCUCUUGGCAUCCGCUUCGCCGACAACUCAACCGCCUGGCCCGCUGGUAUCACGACCGGAGCCACCUUCAACAAGGAGCUGUUCUACCUCCGCGGCAAGGGCCACGCCAACGAGGCGCGUCGCAAGGGUAUCAAUGUGCUACUGGGUCCCUGCGUUGGGCCCCUCGGCCGCAUGCCCGCCGGUGGUCGCAACUGGGAGGGUUUCGGAUCUGAUCCCUACCUGCAGGGCAUUGCUGCCGCUGAGACCAUCAAGGGUAUCCAGGGUGAGGGUGUCAUGGCCACCAUUAAGCACUUUGUGGCGAACGAACAGGAGCACUUCCGUCAGAGCUGGGAGUGGGGUCUCCCGAAUGCCCUCUCAUCCAACAUUGACGACCGCACCAUGCACGAGCUUUAUGCGUGGCCGUUUGCUGACUCGAUCAAGGCCGGCGUCGCCAGCUACGCCUGUGACAACUCGAAGCUCAUGAACGGCCUCCUCAAGGACGAGAUGGGAUUCCAGGGCUUUGUCAUGUCCGACUGGCUGGCCCAGCGUUCCGGCGUCGGAAGUGCCUUGUCUGGUCUCGACAUGACCAUGCCCGGUGAUGGCCUUCUAUGGGAGGACGGCAAGUCGCUCUGGGGAUCUUCUCUGACGCGCUCUGUGCUCAACGGCUCUGUUCCCCUCAGCCGACUCAACGACAUGGUCGUUCGUGUCGUUGCCUCCUGGUACCAACUCGGCCAGGAUGAUAAGGAGCUCUACCCGGACGAGCUUCCCAACUUUUCCUCCUGGACCGACGACAAGAUGGGCGUGCUCGCGCCUGGCAGCAACACCCCGCAAGAGGAGUUUGAGGUGAACAAGUACGUCGAGGUCUUGAAGGAUCACAAGGAUAUUGCUCGUCAGGUCGCCGCCGAAGGCACUGUUUUGCUGAAGAAUGACGGCGUCCUCCCUAUCAGCAAGGAUGGCGAGAUUGGCACCCAGAAGACGAGGCGCCACGAUGGUAAGCUCAAAGUUGGCAUUUUCGGCGAGGAUGCUGGUCCUGGCAAGGGACCCAACUACUGCAAGGAUCGCGGCUGCAACCAAGGCACCCUCGGCGAGGGCUGGGGCAGCGGAUCCGCCGAAUUCCCGUACCUUCUCACGCCCGUCGACUCUCUCAAGAACGGUUUCAACGACGACAAGGUUGUCGUGACCGAGCACCUGGACAACAAGCUUGACUAUUACAAGAAGAACCCUUCGGUUCUGAAGGACCAGGAUGUUUGCUUCGUCUUUGCGAAUGCCGAUGCCGGCGAGGGCUUCCUCGCAUGGGGCAGCGUUGGCGGCGAUCGCAACGACCUGUUCCUGCAGAAGGGCGGUGACGACCUCAUCCUGCACGUUGCCGAAAACUGCGGUAGCGGCAAGGGCGAUACCGUUGUGGUCAUUCACUCAGUCGGCCCCGUCGACCUCGAGGCCUUCAUCGACCUUCCCACUGUCAAGGCCGUCCUCUACGCCAACCUUCCCGGCCAGGAGAGCGGAGACGCUCUCGCUGAGGUUGUCUUCGGCGACGUGAACCCCAACGGUCACCUCCCCUACACCAUUGCCAAGUCUCUAAAGGAUUUCGGAGCCGGAGGCCAGAUCAUGUACCUGCCCAACGGCGUCAACCCCCAGCAGGACUUCUCGGAGGGCCUCUACAUUGACUACCGUCACUUUGACAAGUACAACAUUGAGCCUCGCUUCGAAUUCGGGUUUGGUCUAUCGUACACCACCUUUGAGUUCUCCGACAUCAAGGUCAAGACUGUCAAGGACAAGUCGGCGCUGCCCUCGCCGCGGCCUUCUGACGCUGUCAAGGCGCCCAGCUUUGACGAGAAGAUUCCCGAUCCCAAGGAGGCCCUGUGGCCCGACAACAUCCGCCGACUGCAGCGUUACAACUACCCGUACCUUGAGAAGGUGGACGAUAUCAAGCAGGGAGUGUAUCCCUACCCUGACGGGUACGAAACGCCCCACCCGCUUUCGGGCGCCGGCGGCGACGAGGGCGGCAACCCCGAUCUCUGGGAGACGUACGCUACCGUGACGGUGGAGGUGUCCAACACGGGCGAGGUGGCCGGCAAGGUUGUCCCUCAGCUGUACCUCUCGCCUGCUGCAGCCCUACGGGAGACCCCUGCCGUUUCAGCGAGCGAGGCGCCCAAGGCAAGGUACCUAGGCAGGCACCACCUAGCUACAUGUAAGGUCAGGUAA